Rosa chinensis is the source of this 2175-nucleotide messenger RNA. RefSeq names its product probable serine/threonine-protein kinase CST. The record is from RefSeq and is a predicted model, not a curated record. The transcript has 7 exons. Bases 242 to 1990 code for a protein of 582 amino acids. Gene Ontology annotation, biological process: protein phosphorylation. Gene Ontology annotation, molecular function: protein kinase activity; ATP binding. Lineage: Eukaryota; Viridiplantae; Streptophyta; Magnoliopsida; Rosales; Rosaceae.
GAGCAGGGGCACUUGAAUAUUCUGGGUUUGUGAGGAAAAUGAGGACUCUUUCGAUCUUCAUCUUUACUCUUUCUUCAUCCAAAGCAAAAGCCCCAUCAACCUCUUGGAGAAGUCAAGCUCUGUGCCCUGCCUCCAACAAAUAUAUUACUUCUCUCCUUGCUCUUCAUCAAAGCUUACAUUGAAACGAAUACAGUUUUCUCAUUUGGGUUAUGGACUUUGUUGUAAUAUUUAAGAAUCAGUAAUGGUUAUAGUAGGGGAGUUUGUAGGGGGUGCAGCUCUUGGUGCAGCAUUUGGGCUGUUGUUUGAUGUUGUGAAGAAAGCAGUUGACAAGCCUAGUACCUUUAGAUCCCUCUUUGAGAACAUUAAAUUUUCGCUAAAGUUUUUAAAACCAAUGAUCGAAAAGAUAGGACAACAUAACGUGGAAUUGGGUCUCCCAGAUGAAGAAAUAAAGUAUAUUAUAAGAGAAAUGGAGGAGGGCGUAAAGCUUGUCCAGAAGUCAUCAAAGAUCAGUAAGUGGAACUGCAUGAAGUUUUAUUACACGGAUCAACUUAUUGAACUAGAUGGGUCUCUUAAAAGACUGUUAGAUAUAUUGAUAGUGCAAGGAUUAAGAGAUGGGAAGGAGACCUUGAUUUUGGCAAGAAAACACCAAGACCAACUUAUUGAAUCGGCAAGAGAUGCAAAGGAGACCUUGGUUUUGGCACAAAAGAACAAUGACCAGCUUAUUGAAUCAGCAAAGGAUGGGAAAGAGACCUUAGUUCUGGCAAGACAAAAUGCGGACCAACUUAUUGAUUCGUCAAGAGAUGGGAAGGAGACCUUGGAUUUGGCAAGACAAAACAAUGUCCAGCUUAUUGAAUCAGCAAGGGAUGGAAAGGAGACCCUGGUUUUGGCCAAGAACAUUAAAAGGUUUCUCAAACGAAUUGAAUGUUUGGUGCGUUGUACUUAUAAAGGAAAUUCCAGAUAUCACAGUGGGAGCAGAGUUUCAAAAGCAAGCAGAAGCUCAGGAAGAGGUCGAAUUUUGGAGACAUCCAACUUAAGAGUUUACCAUUUUGCCGAGUUGAAGGAUGCUACUCAGAAUUUCAGGCAAGGUGAGUUUGGUUGUGGAGGCUUUGGGAGUAUGUACAAGGGUUGGAUGGAUGAAAAGACGCUUGCACCUUCUAAGGUUGGCACUGGAAUGGCCGUUGCUGUCAAGACAUUUUACUCAGAAAGUAUCGAAAGCAUUAAACAGUGGCAGCUGGAGCUGAACUUCCUAGGAAGGGUUUCUCAUCCGAACCUUGUCAAGCUAUUGGGAUACUGUUGUGAGAAAAAGGAGAUGUUCUUAAUUUAUGAAUUUGUUCCGAAUGGAAGCUUACAUAGUCAUCUUUUUAACAGCAUUUCUGUCGAGGAACCACUUUCUUGGGACAUCAGACUCAAAAUAGCUAUUGGAGCUGCUCGGGGAUUAAAUUUAUUGCACAGUAUACAAAUCACACACAGAGAUGUCAAACCCUCAAAUAUAUUGCUCGAUGAGGAUUACAAUACAAAACUAUCAGAUUUUUCCUUGGCAAAAUGGGGGUCAGCUGAUGGAGAGUUAGAUGUGUCUACAGGGGUUUGUGGCUCAAUAGGAUAUAUCGAUCCAGAAUACCUGAGAACAGGUCAUGUGUGUGUGAAGAGCGAUGUGUAUAGCUUCGGUGUUUUGCUGCUUGAGAUUCUGACAGGAUUAAAGUCCUUCGAUUUAAGCCGAUCUGAGGAAGAAUUUAGUCUGGCUAGGUGGGCUAUACCACUUUUGUGUGAUGAAGCAAAGUUGCAAACCAUCAUGGAUGAGCAGAUUAAGGGCCAAUAUUCCUCCCAGGAAGCAUUGCAGAGUGCACAGCUUGCUCUAAAAUGUUUAGAAACAGAUCCUGAAAGCCGACCUUCCAUGAAAGAAGUUGUGGAGCAAUUGGAAAACAUUCAGGCAUUGAAGGGAAAACCAGACCAGUCCAAGCUUACUACUAUGCAGUAUUCUUCUAAUUCUUAAUGAUGAUCCUUUCUUUUCUUUUUUCUUCUGUAAUCACUGUUUCUCACUUCAAAAUGUCCUGGCAGUGAAUGAACUUAAUCAUCUUAUACACCUCACAAGAGGAAAGUCCUAAAACUGGAUCCUACUGAUCUUAUGUAUUAGACAUUGAAUUUAGAUGCAUAAACAAUUAUCUUCAUUAUGUAUCC